Molecule: messenger RNA, 1366 nt
Organism: Scleropages formosus (Asian bonytongue)
Lineage: Eukaryota; Metazoa; Chordata; Actinopteri; Osteoglossiformes; Osteoglossidae
Gene: pianp
Product: PILR alpha associated neural protein
Exons: 6
Coding region: 115-780 (221 amino acids)
Biological process (GO): regulation of immune response
Cellular component (GO): membrane
Source: RefSeq, a predicted model, not a curated record
UCCGCCGAAACUGUUAACAUCCGCACGCGUGCACGUACGAGCGCGCGCGUUCGCUUCGGCGUCGGGUUCGAAGAGAUGAUUGGAGAAGAGGGGGGUCUGUGAACUGCUGAAGCGAUGGAGAGAUGCUCCAUCUCUCCUGUCACCCGUUUGGCCGCCCUCUGUUGUCUCCUGGUUGCAUCGGCAACUCGCCACGCAUCAUGUGACGGGGGUGCGAGGAAAGAAGGGAGACGAGAGGGGGAAAGGGAGCCAACGGAGGAGAUGCAGAUAGGCACGUUCCCACCUCAGCUGUCUGUCACCACCCAGGCCACGCCUACGCCGCUCUGGGCGGUGGUCUGGGGACCGACCCACCCCAUCGAAGACGAGACGCCCCAUUUCCCAUCCGCCUAUGAGAUGAGCAGCCGUCACCCCCUGACCGAAGGUUGGGAGCAUCGUCAGGGCCCGCCGACGACUCAAACGCAGCAGCUCCUGCAGGCUGAAAGAGAGGAGGACGGAUGGGUGGAAGGAGGCACGGAGACGGACAGAGAGGUGGAGGAAGUUGAUCCACAGUUCUACGUUACUGUGACCAUCUCCUCUCUCUUGAUUCUGACAGCUGUCAUUAUAACCGCCAAACUCUGCUAUGACCGCAGUUGCUCCCGGCACCCGCCCCCCCUCUCCCGUGGCACGGCCCCCCCGCUCUCCCUCUCCAUCCCCAGGUCCCUCACCCCGGAGGAGGGCAGGCGGACACUGCACGGGCUCCCUUCCUUCACCGACAGGGAGAGAAUUCCUGUGGUGAACCUCUAAUGCGACUGUUGAUCAUAUUUCUACCGGGGAUGAAUUUGAGAUGUCGAAGGUGUAACUAUUUUUUAACCGUCGAACACCGAGCUCCGAUAUUUAGCCAUUUAUAACCCAUCAUAAGGAUGUGUAGGAGUAGAGAUGCAAGCUGUCAUCCUCCUGCUGCUGACCUUGGCGUGCGUGUAUCACACCUGUCUUCUACGGCUCUGUAGUGCAGUGUCUUGUACUGUUAGAAAUACGCUGUUUUAUUCUGCAGUUUAGAUUGUUGCAGCUACAACAAAUUCAGCUCGAGCUCCAGACUGCGCAGGGCUAACCAGUGACUCCACCAGGGAGAAGCCAUUAACCUCUCAUAAUCUAUUAUUCAGCACAGCUUCCACAAGCUGUAGGGGGAUAAGGUCGACACUGUAGCACAAUGGAAAUCUACCCAGAAGUAACCGCAGAAAUCAGAUAAUCCGCAAGUAAACGGUUACGCAUAACCGCCCGUAGACCACUUUCAGUGCACGUAGUGCUGUUCGGUGUCGAGUUCAACCUGUCUCAUAAAUGUCAUGUGAAUUCAGCAACUGUGUGGUACAGUGACUCCCUAAAAGACAAUAAA